AUGUUUACAAUGCUCGGUUGUCAUGGAGAUGACCUCUCAAGGACCCCAGAAUGGUGGUCGCAUGCGGCUGAGGUUGCGAGGUUGCUCGCUCCAGACUCGCUGGCCCCAGCUCUCUCUUCCAACCUUCCUCCUUUCUACCCCAGGGUGAGCUAUCUGUCAGUUGGCGGGUUGCACCAGCCCUUGCGACAGAGAGGCCGCCAUGACGACAGAGAGGUUGUGCAGGUAACCCGGUUAGGAGCGGAGUCCUUUACCCACUUACACAAGGACCUGGGUUGCGCCAGCUCUGACGUCACCAGCUGCCUCCAGCUCCCAUCUUGUUUAUCUUCCGUCUUGUGCCUCCUCUUAGCUCUUUGGAUUGGUUGUCGAUCCAAUCCAACGGAAACGGGGUUAUCUGCCAGUACGAAGGAAGGCAAGACUAAGCGGAUGCAGUGCCGUAUAAAUAGUGAGGCAAAGGGCGGGGCCGAAGGACAGGCAUCAGCUGUGGAGUUGAGCCGGAUCUCGCUCACUUUGUUAUCGUUAGUGAACGACCUUCAACAGCCUUCGCUGCAGGCCGGUUGUCUAGUGGUCGCACUCUCCUGCAAGGCUGCAUCUUAA
Nezara viridula (southern green stink bug) is the source of this 594-nucleotide messenger RNA. The record is from the annotation of a GenBank genome assembly. NCBI's taxonomy places the organism in Eukaryota, Metazoa, Arthropoda, Insecta, Hemiptera, Pentatomidae.